AUGACAUUAAAUAAUACAAAUUCAGAAGGUUAUGAUGGCAUAUGUACAAAGGUUAUCAAAGCGUGCAAAAAUCAAAUUAGUAAGGUGCUAGUCUAUUUAGUUAAUUUGUCAAUGAAAUCUGGCACAUUUGCAGAAAAAUUAAAGGUUCUGGAAGCUGUUGCUCAUAAACAGAUUUUUUCUUUUGUUUUCUCAAAUAAUAUUCUUUCGUCUUAUCAGUCGGGUUUCCGCCCUAGUCAUUCUACUACUACUGUUCUUCUCAAGGUGACGGAAGAUAUCCGAGAGGAGAUAGAAAAAUCAAAACUGAUCGUCCUCAUCUUAAUUGAUUUUUCUAACGCAUUAAUUUUCUGUCGUUUUACAGGUGAGACCCUGAACGGACAGCGCCUGAUCGAAUUCCGGCUGGGUCAUGAAGCCGAGACCGAACAAGGUCUUGCGGUGGCGCGCGCCGAGUUGCUCGUGCGCGCUGAAGCACCACGUGCGCGGCGACCGCGCUACACGCUGUGGGCAUUUACCGUAGCGGGCAAUGGUAGCGCGACGCGCGUAGGCGCCCUAGCGGGUGCUACGCGUGGCGCCGCGCGCGCAUGGCAGCGACUGGACGUGACGGGCGCAGCGCGGCGCUGGGCAGCGGCUGGCGCGCGCGCCCCUCUACGGCUGUUGUUGGAUUGUAGCGGUUGCGCGGGUCGCGUGCGGCUUCGGUUGGGUGGCGCGGCGGCCGCCCGCCCGUUGCUACGACUCACGCUACGGCAACAUGCUACGCGCCGCCGCCGCGCGCUUGACUGCGACGCCGCCGCACGCGGCCGCUGCUGCCGCCAGACCUACUACGUGAGCUUCCGCGCGCUCGGCUGGGACGACUGGAUCGUAGCGCCGGAGGGCUACUACGCGAACUACUGCCGCGGAGCCUGCGCACCCAUCCUUAACUACCACGCGCAGGUGGUUGAAGCGGCAAAACUGGAGCGCGCCGCGUGUUGCGCUCCCGUGCGUUUCUCCGCGCUGUCGCUAAUCUACUUUGGCGCCGACUCGAACAUCAUCAAGCGCGACUUGCCCGAGAUGGUAGUCGAGGAGUGCGAUUGCCCGUAG
Molecule: messenger RNA, 1074 nt
Organism: Parnassius mnemosyne (clouded apollo)
Lineage: Eukaryota; Metazoa; Arthropoda; Insecta; Lepidoptera; Papilionidae
Source: the annotation of a GenBank genome assembly